AUGGACUAUCAAGAAAGCAGUUUCGACGAAAGUUCAGAUGACUCCGAUCUUCUGAACGAUGAAGAGGACGACGUGAUCUGCUUCUCCGAAGCUCUGCUCCAGGUAUUUGGUCUGCCAGAAUCAAGAACACGCAUUGCGAACUACGUGAGCGAUGUUGUGCGUAAUUACAGCGAUGAGGAGUUCCGCCAGCACUUUCGCCUGCGAAGGGACAUCUGCUACAACGUAAUUGCUGGUUUCGCGGAGUCAGAAUGGAGCACCGCACAAGAAGGGCUCGGUGGCGCACCACGCAAGAGCCCAGAAGAACAGGUCCUUGCUUUCAUCUGGUACGCUGCCAACAAAACAACAAUACGUGCUGUUGGCGAUCGCUUCAAUAUGUCGGGAGCUACGGUGGAGGCGGUUUUUGAACGUGUGAUGAGCUAUUUGUGUGCCAGUGCCCCUCGCGUCAUUCAAUUUCCUGCCGACCUGCAGGACCUUGCUGAAAAGUUCAAGGAGGUGUCUGGUAUGCCAGGCGUAAUCGGGUGCAUCGACGGCUGCUACAUAUCCAUACGUUGUCCUGCACACAAGAUACCAUCUGCGUACGUGAACAGACAUGACAUGCCAACUGUGACAUUGCAGGGAGUGUGCGACAACAGUCGCCGCUUUCUGGACAUUUCAUCGGGGUACCCAAGCAAAAUACACGACGCAAGGGUGUUUGACCUGUCUGAUAUUUCCAGAAGACUUCCUUCGGUUUGUGAACAGAACAGGUACCAUUUGCUUGGAGAUGCCGCAUACCCACUACGGGAAUACCUUAUUACCCCUUAUAAAGACUACGGUAACCUGUCGGAACAACAAGUGCAGUUCAACUUCGUGCAUAGUAGCACCCGAGUGUUGAUCGAGAACACUUUCGGCAUUCUCAAGCAACGCUUCCGUCAACUUAAAGGUGUCGAGUUCUUUACUGUGGAGAAAGUUUGCAGGCUUAUUACUUCAUGUUGUGUGCUCCACAAUAUUUGUAUAGAUGAAGGAGACAUUUUGGACAAGGAAGACAAUACACACAGUGACAAUGAGGCGGACACAUAUGUAGAGACAAAUGUGCGUGACACUGCACUGCGUGUUCUGGGGGAGCAGAAAAGGUCGAGCUUGACUUCACAGUUGAUGCUAUAG
Molecule: messenger RNA, 1140 nt
Organism: Ornithodoros turicata
Lineage: Eukaryota; Metazoa; Arthropoda; Arachnida; Ixodida; Argasidae
Product: putative nuclease HARBI1
Exons: 4
Coding region: 1-1140 (379 amino acids)
Source: RefSeq, a predicted model, not a curated record